CAGCGAUCUAUCACAGACAGUUAUUCUGCAGAUCGAGAAGAGAUAACACGUAUCGUUUACGACAGGAACCUUUUAAAUUUGAUCUUGUGAAAGAUAUAUUUUGAAGAAAUACAUAAAAUGUCUGAAAUUGAGGUUUUCAACGACUCUAUUCAGUUUGUGUGCGACCUGUGCUCGCUGAGGUAUUCCACAUUCGAAAUAUUGAUGACUCACAACCGGAUCAAGCAUUAUCAUUCGAUACGGUUUCGAUGCGGUCUUUGCAACGAGGCUUUCAUGAACGAAGAUGACCUGCACUGCCACUUCAUCCUGACUCAUCGAAUGGAUCCGUACAACUUGGAAAGCAAUCAGAUCGUUCAUUACAAGAAGUCAUUCAACGAAACGAUCCUAUCGGACGAUGAACGCAGAAGAAUUGUGUCGCUGUGCGACAGCCAGGAAGAGUACGAUGAUGACGACUCCGAUGACGAGGGUAUGACGUUUGGUCAUGGGUGUGGCGACGAUUCGGACUCGAACGAUGAGGAGCUGGAGCUCAACUACAACGAAUUGUUCAAGAAGCGGAAGCAGAGUGCGAUGACGCAGGAAGAGAUCAUGGAGCUAGCGGAUGUAUUCAAAAAACCUGCCGAGGCCAUGUGUAUUUCCAAAUUGCAUUUCUGACACUAGUGUGGGACGACGGCCGUCGAAAAACUGUAGGUGUUAAUAGUUUCGAACCGAUUCGACAUGCAGACUUUGAGCCAUGUGAGUCUGAAUGUGUGCUCUAUUUCUGCGUUGUGUUAUUCGUGUUAUCAUAUGAUAGCGAUAUGAUUCGUAUAUUGUUAAGGCUGACGUCAAUCAUCCGAGUUUAAGUGUUAAUUUAAUGAAUAAAUAUUGAAAGAAGAUUUUUCAUAUUGAAAAAAAAGUGAUAUUCAACGUUACUAUGCCAUCGAGAAAAUAUCGUUUCAAGUUGUGCUCUUGAGUUCAUUAGCCAGUUUGUGUAAAUACUUACGCAAAUAUACACAUUACUUAGUAAGAUUUUGCCUAGCACGCGCAUUGCAUUGAAGCCACAGGCAAAGUACAUUUGAUCACAGAAAACAGACGUUUCACUCAAUUUGAAUCGAUAUGUGUAAAUUUUGUACUGGCUAGAGAUAAAUUAUCACCACAGGCAAUAAAACGUAACAGCUAGAACAAAAAUAAAAACACCGAAACCAGU
This is a messenger RNA of Armigeres subalbatus, 1180 nucleotides long. RefSeq lists its product as uncharacterized. The transcript has 2 exons. The record is from RefSeq and is a predicted model, not a curated record. Lineage: Eukaryota; Metazoa; Arthropoda; Insecta; Diptera; Culicidae. Bases 118 to 648 code for a protein of 176 amino acids.